Molecule: messenger RNA, 1090 nt
Organism: Colius striatus (speckled mousebird)
Lineage: Eukaryota; Metazoa; Chordata; Aves; Coliiformes; Coliidae
Gene: PURG
Product: purine rich element binding protein G
Exons: 1
Coding region: 1-1005 (334 amino acids)
Biological process (GO): regulation of transcription by RNA polymerase II
Cellular component (GO): nucleus
Molecular function (GO): purine-rich negative regulatory element binding; RNA polymerase II transcription regulatory region sequence-specific DNA binding; DNA-binding transcription factor activity, RNA polymerase II-specific
Source: RefSeq, a predicted model, not a curated record
AUGGAAAGAGGGAGAGGAGGAGGAGGAGGAAGGAACCUGGGAGGCUCUGGCCUGCACAGGAGCAUUUAUUCCCAGUCCCAGCAGCAGUACCAUUACUCGGCCUCCUCCCAGGGGGGCUGUAUGGAGAUCCAGGAGCUGGCCUCCAAGAGGGUGGACAUCCAGAAAAAGCGAUUUUAUCUGGAUGUAAAACAGAGCUCCCGAGGCCGCUUCCUGAAGAUUGCUGAAGUCUGGAUAGGAAGAGGCAGGCAGGACAAUAUCCGGAAGAGCAAGCUGACCCUCUCCCUGUCCGUGGCUGCUGAACUGAAGGACUGCCUGGGGGACUUUAUUGAGCACUAUGCCCACCUGGGCCUGAAAGGCGGUCACCGGCACGAGCACAGCAACGGCAAAGAGCAGCAUCCCCGGAGGCGACCACAGCACCCGCCACCUUCGCCCCCGGUGUCUGUCGGCUCCGAAGAGCAGCCUCACAGUGUCCUCAAAACGGAGUACAUCGAGAGGGACAACCGAAAAUAUUACUUGGACCUGAAGGAGAAUCAGCGAGGGCGUUUCUUGCGCAUCAGACAAACCAUGAGCAGAGGACCUGGCAUGAUGGGUUAUUUUGGCCACAGCCUGGGACAGGAGCAGACGAUUGUCCUGCCAGCACAAGGAAUGAUUGAGUUCAGGGAUGCUUUGGUCCAGCUGAUUGAAGAAUAUGGUGAAGGGGACAUAGAGGAUCGCCGGGGGGGAGGCGAUGAGCCCCCGGAGCUCCCCGAGGGCACAUCCUUCCGAGUGGACAACAAGCGCUUCUACUUUGACGUGGGAUCCAACAGGUACGGCAUUUUUCUGAAGGUAAGUGAGGUGAGGCCGCCCUACCGUAACACCAUCACAGUUCCGUACAAAGCAUGGACACGGUUUGGGGAGAAUUUUAUCAAGUACGAAGAAGAGAUGAGGAGAAUUUACAACAGCCAUAAAGAAAAAAGAAUGGAUGCCAGAGGGGACAGUGGUGAAGAGCAAGAGGGUCUCGAAUAGAUUGCAUUGGACUGGCUGUCUGGCAAAGUAAACAAAACAAAACAAGUAGAAAUUGGAGAGAGGGACUGACCUAUAGUAAUUUCAA